Molecule: messenger RNA, 3433 nt
Organism: Pseudomyrmex gracilis
Lineage: Eukaryota; Metazoa; Arthropoda; Insecta; Hymenoptera; Formicidae
Gene: Acn
Product: apoptotic chromatin condensation inducer in the nucleus
Exons: 9
Coding region: 189-2804 (871 amino acids)
Molecular function (GO): RNA binding
Source: RefSeq, a predicted model, not a curated record
AGCGAUCGUAGCAAAUAUAGCCGUCGCGCAAACGAACGACGAGACGAGGAGAGCGAAUUAUCGAAUAGCGUUGACGAGGUUGGUUACGGUUUCGUCGAGAGUGUGCGGCAUUUAUGUAUCAGCCAAGUUGUCAACAGAAGACACAGGUUUAACAAGAAUCCACGGACGCGACAUAAGUAAAGUCGAGCAUGAGACGUAAGAGCGAAAGAAACAAAUCUAAGGCUUCUCCAGAAAAGAAAGUUGAGAAACCAACGAGGAAGUCAACACGUAGACGUAACAGAAGAUCACCAUCCACAUCACCAGAGAAGGAUGUUGAGGAGAAAAUUGCUGUUCCACUGAAAGAAGCUGAGAAUGAGACAAGCGUGCAGACACGUCUGCAGAGUAAAGAAUUGGAACAAUUGUCACAGACAAGUGAGGAAAAAGUGCACUCCAGUAAAACGGAAAAGAUCGCACCGAAAGAGGUUGCAGACGACAACUGCGGUUCAGUAUGGAAAGUAGCUAGAGCUGAUGCAUCGCCUGGUGAGAUACAGAAGCUGAAGCUAUGCAGGCAACGCAACAUAUCUGAAGCAUCAUCUGAUACAGCACCUUCGGGCAGGAACAGUAAUACCAAGUCAAGUGGCAAGUGGCAGGAAAGUGGUGAGGGUGUUGCAGAGGAGGCUGACUCGGCAGAUGAGCAACUGGUUUCUUGUACAAGAAUGCUCAGUAGCCCUGAACAGCCGAUUGAUCCCUCCUCUUCAUACCCAGGUCAGGACUCCAAUGAAGAGGUAAGUGAUAGCAAGGAGAUCCUGCCUGAAACCACUUCAGCCAACUUGUUGUCUGACGAUAAACCAAACAUAGAUCAGCAUGGUGAAUCGAAUGGUGAAUCAAAUGAGACAAAUUGCACUGCUCAAAUCGCUGACAGCGAGCCUGGUAAGCCAUGUAGCGCGACAGCCACGCCGGUUCCUAGCGCAAACGGCGAUUAUGCUUGCGAGAAGACCACCGUUCCCGAAGUCACCGUUCCCGAAGUCACCGUUCAGGAAGAUAAAUCUACAGAAGAUAUUGGUGAAAAAGCCACGGAAACGUUUAGCAAAGAAACUAGCGUAGAUAACGCUCGUAGAGACUCGAGUAGCGAAGAAGACGAGGAUGAUAAAACGAAAACGGAACCCCCGGCGGACUCGUCAUCCGACUCGAAUGACGAGUCACGCACUAAGAGAAGAGAGAGAACGAGUAGCGACCGAACAUCGCCACGCGCGAUUCGUAGGAAACCUCGAAACAAGUACAGAGACUCGUCAAAUUCUGAGACGGCCGAUUCCGAGGAUGAAUCUGUCAACAGAAAAGUCUCGGAGACGUAUAACGAGGAAAUGGAGGAAAGUGAGGAACAGAGAAGGGGUUCUGAAGAAAAUAACAAGGAACAAUCGGUAUCGCAGUGUAGUAUCGCUAACUCCGAAGCGAAUAACGUUGAAAAGAUGGACACUGAGCAUUGCGAAAUUGUUCAAGAUAAACCGGAAGAGAAUGCAAGUGAAAAAUUGGAACAAAUUGCCCCGGCGAAUACUCAGACGGUCGCUCAUAAGCCCGUUAAAGUUAACUUGAAGAGAUCAUUUUCGACAAGGAUACAAUCCGAAAAAAACGAAGAGAAAAAGGACGACACUGAUUCAAAUGUCGAUAAUGAGUUCAACAGUCAAAAUAAGGAAAACGGCAACGAGCAAGAACCAAAAUGUGUGGCAAGAAAACGUCGUUGGGGGACGGCGCUUUCCACGGAUACCGCACCUUCAUUUUCCAUUUCGACCGAUUCACUUAAAGCAAUAGUGCCGGGCGCAAAACCGUUAUCUAUCAACGAAGUUCGUCUUUCCAAAGAGGACGAUGAGGACAGAGAUCGUCACAGAAGUAACGACAAGCGGUACAAUUCCAGUGACAAUAUAAGCGAUAAGACAGCGGAUGAAAAUGCGCAAAAAAAUAGCGCGGCUAAAAAGGGCAAUGGAAAAGUGGACAAUCAUAUCGCGGCGAGACGAAAGAUAUCGAUCAUGAAGGAGACAUCGAGCCUGAAAUCGCCGAGUCCGCCGGCGUCUAAACCUACUAAUAUCCUUUUGAUCAAGAAUCUAGUUCGCCCUUUCACUCUGAAUCAAAUUAAGGAACUUCUCUCACGUACCGGUACCAUUGUGGAAAACGGAUUCUGGAUGGAUCGAAUUAAGUCCAAAUGCAUUGUUCAGUAUUCCAACGAGGAUCAAGCCUUUGAAACGAGGCAGGCGCUUCACGGGAUUUCCUGGCCUAUGUCCAAUCCAAAAAAACUUCACGUGGAAUACGCCACGAAAGAGGAUUUGGAAGCAGCACGGGAAUCGUCAAAGGAACAGCCGGUCGCUCGCAAGACCGAGCUACUCUCAUCAGAUACGUGGCAGCAGGAUUGGGGUCGCGACGAGAAAACCAAUACUACUAAGGUCACUGUGGUGAGAGAGUGGGACUUGGGCAAGGAGGAUGGCCAGCAACAUGUCAGGGAAAAGGAGCGCGAGAAGAAAGAACACGAUAAGAAGCGACGAGCGAGGAGUCGAAGCCCGGCGUUAGACGCACAUUUGUCGGCACCAGCUCGCAAGUUCAAGAAGAAGGAGGACGACCCGCCACCGGCCAAACUUCUUGACGAUCUUUUCAGAAAAACAAAGGCUAUGCCUUGCAUAUAUUGGCUACCACUUACAAAUGAGCAGAUAGUUGUUAAAGAGGAGAUGCGUCGGCAACACAUGGCGGAACACGCGCGCAGGCUAGAAGAAAUGAGACGUGCUGAUAGGGACAGAAACAGGGACAGAGAUGCCCGACGUCGACGUAGUCCAAGAAAAUAGACCACCUUUGGAAAAAAAGAACUUAUUUUUCCUCCCUUGAUCCAACCUGAAUUUAAAUGCAGUUUCAGUCGACUCAUUCCAUCUCCUAUGUCAGUCUUGUCUUCUUAACUAACAUGUUUUAUUAUUUAUCACAUGUGCGUUUCUUUUUUUUUUUUUUUCAGUUCUUUUGUUCGAGAAUAUUUGAAGUCAUCUUCAUUAUGUUCUUGUUCUGAUUUAUGUCUCUCUAGCAAAAACAAAAAAGAGUAAAAUCUUUAAUAAGCAAUAUUCGAGUAUUCUAUUUAAAACAAUGAUUUUUGUUGAAUUUUCUCUUGGUUUUUCUCGUUUUUUAAUGCUUUUCUUCGUAUUUGGUUCAAUUCGAAUCAAAUUUCAAGUUAGACGAUGUUGUCAUCCAAACGCAUAAAUCCCAAGAGUCCUUUUGAUUCCACGAUAUGAUUCCUCUCCUCAUGGAUCAACAUUAAAACGUACUUCUUACAGGUCAACAUUUGUAUGUCCCACAGAGAGCCAAUAAUUGUAGAUCAGAUGCGGUAUAAUGGCAUUGUUACCGUCAAUUGUUCUCGGCAGAGACGAUACUUAUUCGCAUCCUUACGUCGUAUUGAAACCACAUGUGAGAAAGAAAGAGAAAAAGAGAG